Messenger RNA from Mollisia scopiformis, 1005 nucleotides. RefSeq lists its product as uncharacterized. NCBI's taxonomy places the organism in Eukaryota, Fungi, Ascomycota, Leotiomycetes, Helotiales, Mollisiaceae. Gene Ontology annotation, molecular function: pyridoxal phosphate binding; molybdenum ion binding; catalytic activity. The transcript is spliced from 3 exons. Bases 1 to 1005 code for a protein of 334 amino acids. The record is from RefSeq and is a predicted model, not a curated record.
AUGCAGAUUGCUCAGCUUUGGAUCUACCCAAUCAAGUCCAUGCGAGGCUGUUCAGUAUCAUCUGCAAUAUUGACCCACGAAGGUUUCUACCUCGAUCGACGAUUCAUGCUUCUCAAAGUCACAGAAUCGAAGCUCGAAAACAUGCAUGUCACCAGUUUUCCACAAAUGUGUCUCUUCCACCCUUCCAUCAAGGAAAACACAUUGGAAAUCACCUACAGACCCCCAGGAAGCACCCCAUCCCCAGCUGAGACCAUCGAGAUUCCUCUCGACCCAGAAAAUUUCGAGAAUUUGGACAAGGUUGACGUCAACAUGCAUGGUAGUCCAACAACAGCUUACAACAUGGGCGAGAAAUACAACGCUUUCCUCUCAAAAUGCUUUGGAUUCCAAGUCGUCCUCGCAUUCUGGGGUUUCAAUCCUCGUUCCGUGCUCGGAAACCUUCCGAAUAGACCCUCAAACCAAGGACCCAAAGCCCAGACAGCAAUCACCAAAGUCCUCAGCUCCCUUCCACUCAUUGGCCCCAUGCUAGAAGAUGACAACACAAAGAUAGCAUUCAACGACUGUGCUCCUUACCUAGUAAUCAGCGAGCCAUCAGUCGCAGACGUUUCGACCCGCCUCCCGGAAGACGUAUCCUGCGACCUCACGAAAUUCCGCUCCAACAUCGUCGUGAGGACGUCCGAGCCCGCAUUCUCGGAGGAUUUCUGGUCCGAGCUAACCUUCUCGAAUGAAGCGAAGCUGCUGUUGACGGGGAAUUGUGGACGGUGCGCUAGUUUGACGGUUGAUUAUGAGACGGGGAAGAAUGGAACGGGGAAAGAUGGUGGGGUGUUUAAGGCGCUGAUGAGUGAUAGGAGGGUUGAUGCGGGGGUUAAGUAUAGUCCUAUUUUUGGACGGUAUGGGUUUGUGGGGAAGGGAGGGGAGGGGAAAGUUGUGAGUGUCGGUGAUGAGGUGUGGGUUAGUGGGAGGAAUGAGGAGAGGACGAGGUUUUAUUGGCCAGGACUCUCUACUUGA